AUGUAUGUUAUUGGUUCCUGCUGCGUUGCGGCGGCCGUGAUCGUGUCAUCGACGCAGCUCUCUGCCGUUUACGCACGCACAUCCGACGUCGGAGGCAGCCUUCCUGUUGUGACGGAGGGUUUGAUCGGCUGCGCCGAUGGAUCUGAGGGUGUCAGAUGUAGUCCUGAGUCCUCUGAGCAGCCGGGAUCGUUGGAAGACCGCGGAAUCACGGAUGCCCCGGUGACCUUCCGCCAGGCCGACCUUCCUAUGUUGUCAUCGCUGAUAGGUAGGUGCACAGCCUGCACUCGAUAUACGCGUACAGCGGCCUACGGGGGUCAGGCCAUAGCGCUGAAUGCAAUUUUCACGGCAUUGGCGCUGCUGGCACAGCGGCUGCAGGAGCUGCUUGACAUCGACACGGGUGCGCUCCUCCUAGGCCGGCUAACUGGGUUGCUAACGGUGACUAUCGGCGGAUACGCUGCGUACAAGCUCUCCGAGCAGCUGCUGGAGCUCACGCUGGCAGCAUUGUCCUCCGGAUCUGCAUCGCGCACGUGUAAAGAGAUCCUUGCGCACUUGCGGAGGCGCGCCAGCCGGUCAAUUACGGCGCCACUUGGCGCAAUCGCCGCAGUAGGACAUGCAGCUCAGACGUGCACGGUGGUUCGAAGUGCCGCUAAGGGGCUGGCGCCACGCCUCACGCCACUGGCUGCAGCCAUGCGUGACGUGAGCGGCGUGAGAUAUGCCCGCGCCGCAGUCCCGUCGUGGCUUUCGUAUUCAGACACGAGUGUAAAGGAGGCCGCGGUGAUAGCGGCGUACUGCAUCUCGACGUUUCUCCUCCUGGGAGGCAGCCUGCACUCCUUCACGCCGAGCAACGUUACACAUCCCGGUGCUUUCGCAGUGCCUAGCACGUCGCUGUCGGCUGAAGGGUACACAUACGCGAACAGGAGACAGAAGCGCGUUAUACAGCAGCUUGGUCGCACGUACGGCUGCCACAGCUGCGGCCGGUCCUCGGCUUCCGGCCAGUACAUCGCCGACCACCAGCCGCCGUCGGGGGUUAUAAAGCGCCGACUUCGGCGGCCGGUGGUGAAGUUGCUCGUCGAUCACCACAUAGUGCCGCUAUCGUUGGUGCGGCCCAGACAGUACUUCUACCCGCAGUGCCCGGCAUGCUCAGCAGAGCAGUCGAAUGCGGUUCGGACGAACAGGAAGAAGGUGGUUACACACUACGGUGUAUUCAGGCCGUACUACCUCUGUGCAAGCGGAUAUCUGGCUGCUGCUAGACACGCGUUGGCGCUUCCCGUGCCCGCCCCGGCGGAAAGCUUUGGUCAGGCCUAG
Babesia bigemina is the source of this 1305-nucleotide messenger RNA. RefSeq lists its product as hypothetical. The record is from RefSeq and is a predicted model, not a curated record. The transcript has 4 exons. Bases 1 to 1305 code for a protein of 434 amino acids. Lineage: Eukaryota; Apicomplexa; Aconoidasida; Piroplasmida; Babesiidae.